Sturnus vulgaris (Common starling) is the source of this 1085-nucleotide messenger RNA. NCBI's taxonomy places the organism in Eukaryota, Metazoa, Chordata, Aves, Passeriformes, Sturnidae. The record is from RefSeq and is a predicted model, not a curated record.
AUGCCGAAUGGGUCCCACCAGAGCCCGCGCUGGCGCCAGUUUGGGGGGGCCGCGGUGGGGGCGGGGCUGGCGUUGCUCACCUGCGGCCCCCACACCCUGCACUCGCUGGGCACCGUGCUGGGCACCUGGGCCAUCCUCACCUUCCUGCCCAGGUACUCUGGGGGUGCCAGCCUGGCCUGGGCCUUUGGGUACCUGCUGUUCUUCCGCACCCCCUGGGUCUGGGGGCUGCCCGAGCCCCCCCCCUACGCCAAUGCCCUGCAGCUCCUCAUCACCCUCAAGAUGGUCAGCAUGGCCAGUGACACGCAGGAGCUGCGGGAGGCGGGGCUAAAACAGGUGACGUCAGAGGAGACGCGGCUGAUGAUUGGCUCCCUGCGGCACGUGCCGAGUUUGAUUGACAUCCUGUGCUACAGCUACUGCUACCUGGGGCUGCUGACAGGUCCCUUCUACCGCCUGGGCACCUACCUGGACUGGGUGUGGGGCCCCCCCGCGCCCCCCGCCCUGUCUCGGGUGCUGUCCCACGUGCGCUGGGCUCCCAUACUGGGCGUACUGGGAGUACUGGUGGGCCAGGCGUGGCCGGCGCAGGCCGUGCUGCAGCCCGAGUUCCUGGCCCGGCCGUGGCUGGCCCGGCUGGCACACAUGGUGCCCGUGUUCCUGGCCCUGCGCCUGCGCCUCUACGUGGGCUGGCUCUGCGCCGAGGGCGGCUGCGUGGCCGCGGGGCUGGGGGCGUACCCCAAAACGGCCCGGGCCAAACCGGGACAGGGGCCCACGGUGGCCUGGGAGCGCCCCAAGAGGUACCAGUGGGAUUUCGAGUCCGCCCACCCCAUGGGGCACAGAGUGGGGGGUUCCUGCAUCACCUGGGUGUCACCUGAAGGUGUCACCUGCGUGUCCCUAUGUCUCACCUGUGCCAGGUGUGCUGACCUGCCCCCAGAGCAGUGGGAUUUCGAGUCCAUCCGCACGGUGGAUCCCUGGGGCACGGAGGUCGGGCGCCGUUUCCGGGGGGGGCUGCGGCGCUGGAACAUGACGGUGCAGUGGUGGCUGGCGGCGUAUGUGCACCGCAGGGGACCCCGCCAGUACCCCCUGCUCAG